AUGUUACGACUGCCGCCAACGACGAGGAAGGCGAGGGCCGAUCAGCGGCAGCAGCAGCAGCAGCAGCAGCAGGCGGCGGCGGCUCCAGCGCGAGAGCCAAAUUUAAAGACGGGCGAGCAGGGCCCAGCCAAGCGUGCGAGUGAGAGCGAGAGAGAGUGGCUCGCAAACCACACUUUGUCACAUCGGCAGCCGUCUCUCUCUCCCAUCCCCAUCAUCACCACCCAUCGUAUCGUCGACAGCCCCUCUGCUCGUCGAUACAUUCAUCAACUCUCUUUCCAGUUUCGACCACUACUUUUGGUUUCCUUUUCUCCGGCCGUCGCUUCGCCGCAGCAGCAGCAGCGUGGCAGUGGCAUCGGCAGUGGCAUUGGCACGCAACAGCCAGCUCUUUCCUCUGCUCAUUCGGCGCUGAUCCUAAGCUCAGCUCGAGUCGCUGCCGUUGUUGCCAUCGCCAUCGCUGACACUACUCCGCCCCGGCUGCACCUCCAGCGCGUCCGUCUUGUCUCGCCAUCGGAGGAGCCGAUCUGA
Moesziomyces antarcticus is the source of this 525-nucleotide messenger RNA. RefSeq lists its product as uncharacterized. The transcript has 4 exons. The coding region runs from base 1 to 525 and encodes 174 amino acids. The record is from RefSeq and is a predicted model, not a curated record. Lineage: Eukaryota; Fungi; Basidiomycota; Ustilaginomycetes; Ustilaginales; Ustilaginaceae.